UUUAUACCUAAAUUCUGUAUUAUUUAUUUAUAUUUGCACACUCUUUGUGCAUUUAUGAUUUUCUUUAUACAGCUUAAUGCUAAAAUGGCUCUUAGCCAUAUUUCGGUGUUGAUGUUUUUAGUUUGUUCCUCUGCUAUCGAACGCGCAAUUGCCGGUGGUUGCAUUCCAGAGUGUCCCGCAGAUCCAUGCGAAACUGCAAGUUGUCCUAAUCACCCGGAAGCCAAUUGUAGAGUGAUAAUUGCAGGUUGCACGUGUCGAGCAGUAUUUUCAAACUCGGGUGGUGAUUUGUCUACUGAAGAUUGUUCUCUAGGAAGUGGACCUUGCAGACCAACACCUUGUAAACCAGACCCAUGUGAUACCGCAGAAUGUUCGGCGCAACCAGGAGCGACAUGCAAAUCUGACACAUGUACGGGAUGUGUAGCACGUUUUGAAUAUGGAGGAAAGACAUUGACAGCCCACGAAUGCCUUCUCAGCACCGGACCAAUUCCCGAUUUAUGUCCUGACGGAAAGCCUCCAGUGAAUUGUGCAAGGGAUCCUUGCCAAGGGGCGACGUGCCCUGCUGUGUCGGAUGCGGAUUGCCGAGCUAACUACUGUGGAGGAUGUAAUGCGGAUUUUUAUAUAGGAAAUAGAAAGUUAGCGGAUCAUUUAUGUAUUAAAAAAGAAUCGUGUCCACCUCAUAUGCCUCAAGCUGGCUGCUUCUCACCUUCUGGUGGAUCAUGUUUGGGCCAAACUUGUCGAUUGGUGCCUGAUGCGGAAUGCUAUAUAGACGGGUGUGGGGGAUGUAAGGUUAUUUGGUACAGAGGAAGACAAAGACUUACGGAUGAAGAUUGUAAUGGUUGCCCACCAUUUGCCCCUCGCGACUGCAAUCCUUGCAAUGAAGGGACAUGUCCCGAUCAUCCGGACGCUCGAUGUGAACCUAAGCGUUGCAGAAUGUGCAAAGCAGUUUUCUUCGGUCCAGAUCGUAAGGAGAUUGACACUUGUUGCAAGGAAGAAACAUGCGAAGAUGGGACCAGAAAAUUCCAUUGUAAAAACAAUCCUUGCGAUGGAGCGGAAUGUCCCGCUAUACCCAACGCUGUUUGUAAACCUAAUUACUGCGGAGGAUGCAAAAGAGAAUGGAGUGAUAGACGCGGGAGAAGAACAUUUACAGAAGCAGAUUGUGCUCCAUUAGAUUACUGUCCUAUUAUUGAUGGUCCAGUACCAUCAUGUCACGGCGGACCAUGUCUGGGAAAAACAUGCCCCAACUAUCCUGGUGCAACUUGUAAAAUUGACGCUUGUAGAAGUUGUGAUGUGGUAUUUUAUUACAACGGAAAGCGACUGACUGAUGAAGAUUGUAAUGGUUGUCCCGGUGGUAAUGAAGUUAUUGGAUGUGGCGAUCCCUGCCUUCAUGCAACCUGUAGAGGGUUCGACUUCUUACGUUGCGAAGUUCAGAGAUGUGGAGAAUGCAAAGCCAGAUUCUUUGGAAUCGAUCGUCUGGAGGUUACCUGUCUUCCGGACCAAUCUAAAGCUGAAACUUGUUCGGACGGAUCCGAACCAUACUUGUGUAAGGUCGAUCCAUGUGACGUUGCAUCUUGUCCAGCGUUGGCUGAUUUAGUCUACUGUAAGCCAAACUAUUGUGGAGGAUGUAAAGCUGAAUUCUUCUAUCUAAGAUCUAAUUUGAUGGUGGAAGAGCACUAUUGCACUGGAACUGAGGAUUGUCCUGGUGACGUUCCUGUCGCGGGGUGUUUGGCAAAUCCACCCGGUGCUGAUUGCCUCGGUCAGAAAUGUCCAAAUUAUCCAAACGCCAAAUGCAUUGUUGAUGGAUGCAAUGGUUGUAACGUCGUGUUUUUUGAUGGUCAAAGAAGACUGACUGGGGAGGACUGCAAUGGGUGUCCCACUGACCAACCUGAAGUUGCUUGCAUCGAUCCUUGUAAACACGCUCUCUGUCCUCAAUAUCCGGAAGCAAGAUGUGAACCAAGAAGAUGCGGAAAAUGUUCAGUUGCUUUCUUCGGACUCGAUCGAGCAGAAAUUAAAGACUGCUGCGGGAAAGGUUCACUGGUUCUCCCCAAACCAGAAACAUGUCCUGGCAACAAAGUUUGGAGACGUUGUGCGCCAAGAUGUCGGGAUUCUUGUCAACUCAAGCAUGAUAGGUGUACACGUGACUGCGAUCCAGACAACCAUUGCAUAUGUCCACCCGGAACUAUUGAAGAAACAACAGGCUCAAAUAACUGCAUAAAACCAUCUGACUGCCCAUCUGCCCCUUGUCCGCCAAGAAACUGCGGCAUCGUUCCCCCGUGUUUCAGACCGAAUUGUCCCGGAUAUCCAAGUGCUGUAUGCAAAGCUUCCAACUGCGAUUGUUCAGAAUGGUACGAGGACGCAGAAGGAAAUCGUGUUGAUUGUGAUGUUCCAUGUACACCAAAAAAUUGUGGCAUAGUUCCUCUCUGUCGCAUAGCAACUUGUCCAGGAAAUCCAUUUUUAAAAUGUCGUUCAUCACAAUGUGAUUGCUCAGAAUGGUACGAAGAUCGACAUGGUAAUCGCGCGGAUUGUAAAAUACCGGAAUGUCCCGGAGACAAGAUUUACACGUUGUGUGCCUCGGUGUGUGAAAACUCAUGCGAUUUUGAAUAUGGCUUAUGUACAAGUGAUUGUUCGAGGACAAACCACUGUGUCUGCCCCCCGGGAACAAUAAUGCUCAAUAAAAACUCAAACAUAUGCGUGAAACCAGAGACAUGUCCAGGCCGAAUCCAUUGCGAUGUUCCAAAGGAGCUUAUCCAAGGCAUUGUAGCGCCCGGUGACCGAGAUAAUAUCAACGAGGGAGAAUAUGUAGUAUACAGAUGCGAUGCAGGCUUCCGCAUGAGAGGAGGAUCCAGAAGAAAAUGCAUUAACAGAAAAGGAAAGGGCAAGCUUGUCGGAUUGCACCCAAAAUGCUAUGAUAUGUUUUGUCCAAAGCUUGAUUAUGGCUAUGGUGGUUGCGUUUCAAAUUGUCGAUCCAACGCAGAAUGCGGAUACAAGAAGAUUUGUUGUCGCAACGGAUGUGCUUCAGUCUGCCUGGAUGAGCCGAGCAAGUGUCCCGGCGGACGUCCCCCAGUUCAAUGUUUCGCAAAUCCAUGUGAUGGUAGAACUUGCCCACGUUAUCCGGAAAAAGCUGUCUGUAAACCAAACUACUGUGAUGGCUGUGGCACUGAGUGGUAUAUCAAAGACGUCCUUCUUUUACCAAACGAUUGCUCGAAACCCGCGGAUCUUCGUUGCCCGUCUCUGAAAUUUGCUAUAAAGCUGUGCUUAGAUGCUUGCAGAACAGAUUCUGAUUGUAAUGACGUGGAAGUGUGCUGUUUCGAUGGAUGUGGACAUCGCUGUUAUGGAUAUUCAUAGAUGCAUGAAAAAUGGAAAUAUUACGUUUCAAUAGACUUUCGAUUUGAACUAAAAAUAACCUAUAAAUGUUUCCAGAGAUUGUAGAAUUAAGAUGAACUGUAAUAUCAUCUACUCCACAUUUACAUAUAUAUAUCAAGCUGUAAACACGAGCUGAAUUGGUUAUUCUUAUAGCCAUUUUUCCUGUAUAUCAAAUGAUUAUUUGUGAAAGUGUAAACAUAUACCGACUUAUAUCCAACAAAUAAACUGCUCCUUAUAUUGGGUAAA
Messenger RNA from Styela clava, 3606 nucleotides. RefSeq lists its product as uncharacterized. Lineage: Eukaryota; Metazoa; Chordata; Ascidiacea; Stolidobranchia; Styelidae. The record is from RefSeq and is a predicted model, not a curated record. Gene Ontology annotation, molecular function: peptidase inhibitor activity. Gene Ontology annotation, cellular component: extracellular region.